GGCCUUGGGAGAAGAAAGAACAAGACAGUGACUCACCUUCGGGCGCUCGGGAAAGAACCUCAUUGACAAAAAAUUCCUCGUGUUUUGGGGGCCCGCCGUAAAGUUCACACACACACAUAUAUAUAUUUUUUUUACAAGAGAACAUCACCCAACACUGCCAUCAUGCCUUGGUUUGGAGAAGACCCGCAGAAGAAGAUGAUGGAUUGCAUGUUUGAGCUGAAGAUGUGUGAGAAGCAGAUGGAAAGGCUGUCCAAGAAGGCAGAAAAAGAGCAAAUGGCGCAGAAGAAGAAGAUGGUGACAGCGAUGAAACAGGGAAACGUCGAGGGCGCCAGGAUCUACGCCGAGAACUGUAUCCGGAAGAAGCAGGAAUCCCUCUCCUAUCUACGCAUGGCUUCUAGACUCGAUGGUGUCAAGUCCAGAGUCCAGUCAGCAAUGGCCAUGCAGGGCGUGACUAAGAACAUGAGUGGAGCUGUCGGCUCUCUUGACAAGGCCCUCAAAGCCAUGGAUCUUGAGAAGAUUUCUCAGGUCAUGGGCCAGUUCGAGUCACAGUUUGAGGAUCUGGACGUCAGGACUAAUGUGAUGGAAGACAGCAUGGCUGCAGCAACAACCCUUAGCACCCCCAAGAGUGAUGUUGAUGCCCUCAUCCAGCAGGUGGCUGAAGAGGCAGGGUUAGACAUGGUGUCAGCCCUUCCCGGAAUGGAUAGCGUGGGUGAACUCUCCACUGUUGGUGAAAAGACCAAAACCAAGGAGAUGGAUGAACUCGACCAGAGGCUUGCCUCACUCAGGAACUAGUUCCCUUCUGCUCUGUCCUUUUGCCUCUUUACCUCCUCUUCUUCAUCUUUGUUUUUGUCGUCCUGCUAUUUGAGCGAUGCCAUCAUUCACCAGGCCUUCAUUUCUUCUUAGUGUCGUGUUCAGCAGAGGGUGAUAGGGUAUUUUUUUUUAUUCUUUAUUUUUCACAUUUUCAAUUUCUAGAACUAUUACACACACACACACACACACACACACACACACACACACACACACACACACACACACACACACACACACACACACACACACACACACACACACACACACACACACACACACACACACACACACACACACACACACACACACACACCUCUACCUACCUCUCUCUCUAUUCAUUUUCUCAUCAUUAUUGUUUUUUGUAAUGUUUCUACACAGCCUACAGUCAGGAGUGCCCAGUGAUUUGGUUUUGCAAUUGAUAUUUUAAGGCUCUGCCCCUGGCAGCCUCUCCUCCAGUUGUGGCAUUCUGUUUCCAUUAUCUGCAUGGUGUCUCUCACAAUCCAUUUGGUGACUGUGGAGACCUCAUUCAUUUACUGGUUAAUGCAGUUUGACAAAGCAACAUGUGAUUGAUGGGGACUUGCAUCAUCAUAAUGGUGAUUGGUGGAGAGGAUAGAGGUUAUAUAGCCUUGGAAGUUCAGUGUUCAUGGUUUUGAACGGCAAAUGAUUUCUAACUUGAGUUUAAAGGUACUUAGGUCACAAUUUAUUAUUAUUUUUAUUAUUAUUAUUAUUAUUAUUAUUGUUGUUGUUGUUAUUGUUGUCGUCUCUUAUUAUAUAUGAUUCUUCUUAUUAUUUUUUGUCUUACAUUUUUCUUUAAUUUUUACUUUUAUCAUUAUUAUUAUUAUUAUUAUUUUAUUGUUAUUUUUAUUAAUCACCAUCAUUAUCAUUACUUAAGUUCUCCUCCAAUACUUUUGGGGAGGAGAUUUCUUGGAGUUUAGUAGUGGAAGCCCUGUAAUUUUAAAACCAUUUGAGUUUUGAAGUAAUGGAAAAAAAUGAAUUUAUAUGCGAUUGAUUUAGAUGUUUGCUUGUGUGAUCAUGGUUCUUUGAUUUAUAAAUCCGAUUCUCACUUUAUACAAUAUAUAAUGAUACUAAUAACACAGUGUUAAAUUGUUUACUGGAUGUGAAUGCUAACUGAUUGUCUGUGUGAGAGGAAAACAAAUUAUGUGUAUAUAUACAUUCAAAAGAAGAAAACACGAAUAAAUGAAUAAAUAUAUGAAUGAUGCUCUUUA
This is a messenger RNA of Penaeus indicus, 2036 nucleotides long. RefSeq names its product charged multivesicular body protein 1a-like. The record is from RefSeq and is a predicted model, not a curated record. Gene Ontology annotation, cellular component: ESCRT III complex; multivesicular body. Bases 163 to 792 code for a protein of 209 amino acids. The transcript has 5 exons. Gene Ontology annotation, biological process: late endosome to vacuole transport; protein transport; endosome transport via multivesicular body sorting pathway. Lineage: Eukaryota; Metazoa; Arthropoda; Malacostraca; Decapoda; Penaeidae.